ACAUAUACACCCGUGAGGUGUCAUUAUGCGUGGGGAGUGGGGUCUAUUUGACAUUCGUAUUUCAUAUAGGUAAAACUGUAUGUAAAUAUGAAAAUGUGAAAUUUUAGAUAGUAUGUUCUAGCUUUCUCUACAAAUGUUUUAUUUAGUCACUUUGCUGUUAGGCAGUCAUUAUGGAAGUGCUUGAUGUGAGUGAAUUGGUUUAAAGCUAUAACCGUAUUUUACAAAAUAUGUAGAAUACAGUCAGUCCAGUCAAAUAAGGUAGCAUUUGUGAAGAAAGAAAGAAAGAAAGAAAGAAAGAAAGAAAGAGUGCUUCGAGUGUCGGCCCCCGGGCUGGAUGUCCGCAGUCUGCAGUGUGUGCUCUAGCGCGCGCGCGGACGACGACACAGCGCCACGCCACGGUCCCGCAAAGCAUAAGAAGAGCAGCAGUGCAGGGUACAUGUCACGUCAACCGUACCCACGGCCAACGGCAUCGUGGCAAGCUGCCUGCUAAACCGCCCGAGAACCGCUUUAGCGCUUUAGCACCCACCCCAGUACUUCAGAAAAAUCUCACAGUGCGUGGACAUGCCACGAGCGAGGGAAAACGGUGUCUCGCACCCUCUCGCUUCCGCAAGAACGCCGUCGGGGAGUCUGCGUGUUCCGGCGUCCGGGUGGCAAUGUGUCAGACCUGUCAGGGGAGAGUGCUUCGGACGCUUCCUUUCCAUUCACACACAGGCAUCGUGAAUAGCUAUAACUCACUGUGUGUCCAGAGAAGAGACUGCAUGCGGGUUAAACAGGGGGCUGCGCAGGGGAAUCCAAUCGGGGCCCCGUGUUACUCAUCUCGGAACUGAGUCUCCAUCGCUUUCGUUUCUUGCCACGACACUGACUGACUAAGUAGCCGCCGGCGGUGCUCUUCACGCGCGUCGAGCCGAGGAAGGAGGAUGCAAGUCAAGAAGCCACGGUGUUCGGACGCGACGACGAGCACCGGGCACGAGCAGACAGAUGAGAGCCAGAAGAAGACCUCGUGUUUCUCCAGCAUAAAGAUCUUCCUCGUGUCUGAAUGCGCUUUAAUGCUGGCGCAGGGCACGGUCGGGGCGUACCUGGUGAGUGUCCUGACUACUCUGGAGCGGCGGUUUAACCUUCAGAGCGCGGAUGUGGGUGUGAUCGCCAGCAGCUUCGAGAUAGGGAAUCUGGCCUUCAUCCUCUUCGUGAGCUACUUCGGGGCGCGAGCCCAUCGGCCGCGCCUGAUCGGCUGUGGUGGCAUUGUGAUGGCGCUGGGAGCCCUGCUGUCGGCACUGCCUGAGUUCCUGACCCACCAGUACAGGUACGAGGUGGGCGAGGUCUGGCACGUGGAGGAGAGCCGUGAUGUGUGCUCCAACAACUCACGGACUGAGGCCAGAGACCUCGGUGCAGUGUGCGGGAACCGGACAAACACCAACAUGAUGUACUUGUUGCUGAUUGGGGCCCAGGUGCUGCUGGGGAUCGGGGCCACCCCAGUGCAGCCACUGGGUGUGUCCUACAUUGAUGACCAUGUCCGCAGGAAGGACUCAUCCCUGUAUAUAGGUAUCUUGUUUUCAACACUGGUUUUUGGGCCUGCCUGUGGUUUCAUCCUAGGCUCACUUUGUACAAAAUUCUACGUGGAUGCUGUUUUCAUCGACACCAGCAUGCUGGAGAUCACCCCAGAUGACCCCCGCUGGAUCGGAGCCUGGUGGGGAGGCUUCCUCUUGUGCGGUGCCUUACUCUUCUUCUCUGCGCUCUUCAUGUUCGGCUUCCCACAAUCCCUACCAGAGCAUGACACAGACCCUGGAGGCAAGAGCGAGAGAGCCAUGCUCCCGGAUGGCCUGGCGUCGGAUUAUGAGCACGGCAAGCCCAGCAAUGGGUCCGUACAGGGCCAUGAGCCUGGGACUAGUCUCUCCUGCUGCCAGCAGCUCAGAGUAAUUCCCAAGGUGACCAAGCACCUUCUUUCCAACCCUGUGUUCACGUGCAUCAUCCUGGCAGCUUGCAUGGAGAUUGCCGUGGUUGCUGGCUUUGCUGCCUUUCUGGGAAAGUACCUCGAACAGCAGUUCAACCUCACCACAUCCUCAGCCAAUCAGCUUCUUGGCAUGACAGCCAUUCCAUGUGCCUGCAUGGGGAUAUUCCUGGGAGGACUGCUGGUGAAGAAGCUGAGUCUGUCUGCCCUGGGAGCUGUCCGCAUGGCCAUGCUUGUUAACCUGGUCUCCACUGGCUGCUAUGUGUCCUUCCUUUUCCUGGGCUGUGACACUGGUCCUGUUGCUGGGGUGACCAUCGCCUAUGGGAAUGAGAAAUUGCAAACAGGGCAGCGACCUGAGGCUGCCUGCAUCCAGAACUGUAACUGCUACACGGCCUCUGUUAGCCCUGUGUGUGGAUCAAAUGGAAUCACUUACCUGUCUGCAUGUUUUGCCGGCUGCACCCUAGCCAACCUGACCGGCUGCUCGUGCAUAUUGGCUGACAGCGUGAACAUGACCGCCAUCCCGGGGAAGUGCCCCAGCCCUGGGUGCCAGGAGGCAUUCCUCAUUUUCUUGUGUGUCAUCUGUGCCUGUAGCAUGAUUGGAGCCAUGGCUCAGACGCCCUCUGUUAUCAUUCUCAUCAGAACUGUAAGUCCAGAAUUGAAAUCAUAUGCUCUUGGUGUUCUUUUUUUGCUGCUACGACUACUUGGUUUCAUCCCUCCUCCCCUUAUUUUUGGUGCGGGAAUUGACUCAACAUGCCUCUUCUGGAGCACGGUGUGUGGGGACCAGGGAGCUUGCAUGCUAUAUGACAAUGUAGCCUACAGACACCUGUACGUGAGCAUUGCAAUUGUACUCAAGUCCGUUGCCUUCCUCCUUUACACUACUACCUGGUGGUGUCUACGUAAGAACUACAAGAAGUACAUCAAGAACCAUGAGGGUUACUUGACCCCCACUGAGCUCUUCCCCUCUAAUCUCACACUAGACAAUUUGGGGAGGGACAUCAGCCAAACCCCAGCCAAUAGGACAAAGUUUAUAUACAACCUGGAGGACCAUGAGUGGUGUGAAAACAUGGAGUCUGUUUUGUAAAGCUCAAUGAAUAAUGGGACUACUGCUACGUAUUUUAUUAUUUUAAAGAAUCCAAAUACAGUUCUGUAUUCUUUUUCUUUUUUUAAACAAAAAAAAAUUGUUUUUAAAAUUCCAUUCAUUUUAAGCCUCGUUCCUGAUGUCGACAUGUUGACUGCUACAGUUGUUUUCUCUGGAAUCAGACAGACUUAUUAUUCAGCUCUUCCGGUAGUGGCCUCCCUUUCCUCUGACAGUCAGUGAUAAACAGCCAUUGGCACAUUCAGUCCUGAUCUCGCUGGUGAUCUGCAGGGUUCACUGCUUCAGCUGCCAACUCACAUACGGAGUCAUUCAGUGGCAUUGGUAACCAUGUGCUUGCUUAUAAUUACACCGAGGGUCAUUCACUAAUUUUAAUUUUUUAGGGUUGAAUUCCUUCAUUUCAAAUAGUUAAGAAGUGUGAGUUUGGAAAAAUAUUUAAUGUCCUUUAAUGUCAGUAAAAGUUGAGAGAAUUGGUUUUAACUAAAGGCCAACUUUGUAACAUUAUAUCAUAUAUUUCAGAUGUGUUUCAGGUAUGUAGUUUCUUCAGACAUAAAUCUCUUUU
Molecule: messenger RNA, 3600 nt
Organism: Scleropages formosus (Asian bonytongue)
Lineage: Eukaryota; Metazoa; Chordata; Actinopteri; Osteoglossiformes; Osteoglossidae
Product: solute carrier organic anion transporter family member 3A1-like
Exons: 10
Coding region: 918-3026 (702 amino acids)
Biological process (GO): sodium-independent organic anion transport; prostaglandin transport; transmembrane transport
Cellular component (GO): basolateral plasma membrane
Molecular function (GO): protein binding
Source: RefSeq, a predicted model, not a curated record